AUGGGAACGACUCUAUCAAAGAGUGCUAAAAAGUGGCCAAAUGUGGGAUCAUUUCUAACAUACGAUGAGAUCAAAGAAGUGGUCGCAUCGGGAGAUCUCAUUGAAAUACAGCGCAAGGGUUAUAAACAUUGGGUGAUAUGCGAGUCCAAUAACCAGGGUACUGUCUGGUGCUAUCACGUGUCGUCCAUCAACAGUAGGGCUAAGAAUAAGGUUUACGUGAGAUAUGAACCACUCAUUGAUAUACUGGUCAAAGAGGACGGCACUGAAGGGUGGGACGUGUGUCGAGUCAACAAUCAGGAACGGGAGGCCGACAAGACUGGACUUAUAGCCCGACCACUGGAUCAGGUGUUUGAGGAGUUACGGACAUUAGUGGACCAAAAAGUGGAGUACGACCUCAAUCUAAGAAACUGUGAAUAUUACUGCACGCUAUGGAAAUAUGGCAUCGGGUGGUCCCAACAAGUUUAUAUGACCGAGCUCAAAGUAAUGGCCGGCAUAAUGGGUGUGGGCACGUGUACCGCGGUUGGUGGUUUGCUUGGUACAUUUCUACAUUCAUACAUGGGUUCGAGUGAGGCUUCAUUUGGCACAUACGAUGAGAUGAAACUAGUGGUCAAAAGGGGAGAUCUCAUCGAAAUACAGAGACCCGGGUACAAGCAUUGGGUCAUAUGCGAGUCCAGUCACCAGGGUACUGUCUGGUGCUACCACGUGGCACCUGUUGCUAACAUCUAG
Oppiella nova is the source of this 726-nucleotide messenger RNA. The record is from the annotation of a GenBank genome assembly. Lineage: Eukaryota; Metazoa; Arthropoda; Arachnida; Sarcoptiformes; Oppiidae.